GCUUAUGGGUGGAGAUCUCUGCUCGCCCAAAGCGACAGGGAUCGGAUGCCAUGCUGCUGUCCGCCUGUUUCCCCUGAACGGUUUUCUGCGCCUCUGGAUGCUGCCGGCCUCCCUUUCGACUCGCGACUUGAUGCGACAAUGCUGCAGAUCUGUGGGCAUUCUUGACUCCUGGCACUUGUCCUGCUGGUCUGCCUGUCUUCUGUCUUUCGGUCCCUGAGGAGGUAGGUCGUGUGUGCUGCGAGGGAGCGAGCAGAGAGUGAGGGCCCGACUGACUGACUGUGUCUGUCUGUCUGUCUGUCUGAGUGGUUAAUUGGCUGUCAGUCUGUCUGCAUAGGUGGUAGAGAGGGACUUACUGCUUGCCUCUCUCUCCAGUUGUGUAAUUGCUCACGGUCUGCAUGCACGUCUGCACCUACCUACCCUCUCUUGCUGGGUGGCCGGUGAAGUGGUCAAGCUAAGCAGCGAUGUCUAUUUGUUCAGUGAUUCAUUCACGCGCUGACUAGGUAGCUGCCUGGUUGGCUGCAGGUUUGUCUGAGCGCGCCGUCUGGGUUUUUUGGCUUGUGAGUGUCUCGUGCGUUCGUCCGUCCGUCCGUCCGUCCGUGUGUCCGCGUGUCCGUGUGUCCGAGGGUCUGUCUUGUUUUUCCGGUUCUAUCUAUCUGUGUAUUGAGUAAUUAUUCGCUCACUCCCGCUUGUUGGUCAUGUGACCGGCCGACUGACUGACUGAGAUGCGUAAGAGUGACAUGUCAUGUGCAUACAUUUGAGUAGCCAAUUUGCGUAAGAGAUGCCCUUGCUGGCAGAGAAGGAGCUAUUCUGCUUCAGGUAGGGAGGUAGGUAUUGAUGGACGAGAGGACGAGUCAAGCAGAACAGAAGCAGGUCAGUCAGUCACUGUGUGUGCUGUGUGUCUGUCUGUCUGUGUUGAUUGAUUGCAGGACGAAGCAGUGUGUGCGGCUGCGUAAGUAUGGGCGAUGCGACUAUGGCCAGCGGUGCCAGUACAGUCACUCCAAUGAGUGGCCGCGUAGAUGCCCCUUCUACAUCAGGUACGUACGUGAAGCGCAGACAGACAGACAGACACGCAUACACAAGCACAAGCGUUGAUGCUUGCGUCGUCUUGGUGUGUUGUCGUCCGUUCGUCAGUGAUCCGACGUCGCUGCGUUAUGUGCCUGAGUUGUGUCCCGAUGUGGUGUUCAAGCGGCGUGGUGAGGGUGGCGAUGAGGACAUGAUGCCCGACCUGGAGAGGACGACGGUCAACGAGCACGAGAUACUCGUCAACGCGUGCGCCAGGGGAGGCGGGUGCCCCUUCUGCCACUCCACUGAGGAGUACCUUUACCACCCACUCAAAUACAAGGUCGGUAAGGUCGGGGCACCGGUGCACCGGUGCACUGCACUAGCACACACGUAUAGGACACGGCUGAUGUAUGUGAUUGAUGCAUUGCACACAUACAUUUUGUCCUUUCUUACUUGGCUGGUUGGUUGGUGGUUCAAACAGACGGAGCUGUGUCACAGGUAUCACACGAGCAACACGGCUGGCCCCCCUCACUCACCCGACUCUCAGCAGCAGCCACCAUCCCAGCCCUUCGGAUGGAACACGAGCACCAGCAGCAGUAGCAGCAACACUGACCGCUCGGCGGGUCAGCUGCCCAUGCGCUGUCAGUUGUACUUCUGUCCCUUCAUCCAUGGUGUUGCGGAGAACCGCAGGGCGCAGCGCACCAGCGACCAGCGGCCCAUCUACAAGUUCAAGUAUAGGAACCGGGGCAGCAUCGGCGACGGGCUCGACAACCUGAGGCGACACAACCAGCAGCGCCACAUGCGCGAGGUGACGUCGUCCUGCAGUUCAUCGCCUGCGUGUGAGGGGCAGCGGCCGAUGUACCAAGAUGCGGGCGAGGACGCAGGCGACAUGCAAGAGGGCGGCGCCAACGGGGCAGGCGGACCGGUCUCACCCAUGGAAGAAUCAGGUGGGCGAGGCGAGGCACGGCACGCAGUGGAGGGCAGAGCAUGUUCACCAUGGCUUGUAUCGGUCCUUUUGUUGUGUGUGUGGCGUCAAUCCGUUCAGUGCUCAAGUGUUUGAGUCAGUACCCACACGUGGAGGUCCUCACGCGCACGCAGCGACCACCGGGCAGCAAGCGAAGGCAACACAGUGAAGACCCGCCCAGACCCGACCCAACACACCAUGACGUGGCGGACCAGCAUCAGCCAACCAGUAGCGUCCAUCUGGAUACCCCUGGCUGGCCCACCACCGCUCCUCCACCCCCCCCAUCGCCGCGUCACGACGAGCAUCAAUACGAUGUGCAGCGCCAGCCUCCGGCGUAUGGUCUGCCACCGCCGCCGCCGCCACCACCACCGCCCUACCUCCCCUCCUGCUAUAUCCACCACGGACGGUCGCGGUCACUCUCGUCGGCUCGGCACGAGGGACGGCCACCCACGCCACCACAGCGGAUCACGUCUCCAAACCACGAGGAGAGGGCCCCGUCUUAUCCCGCUGGCCCUCCCCCAAUGUGGCUGCCCAAUGAGUCGACAAUCCGCGUGGACUACCCCAUCAUUGUGUCAUCGUCGGGUGGACACGACGGAGGACAGCAGGUGGAGACGUGGGGACAGACCUUCUCUGGACAGGUGGUGGUUUCGCGGCCAUUCCCCAUCACGGCUGCUUCGAUGCACCCACCGCUCGCUGGAACUAAAGCCGGUGCUGAGCAGCGACCGGCUCACGCCUAUCAGCGGUCACUCUCGCCCUCAUCCUCGGCAUCCAUCGGGCGCCCUCCGCCCUACCCGCCCUCUGCCUAUGCGAGACUGGCAUCAGCUCGACCCCCUCCCCCGCCCCCUCCCGUCGCCCCACCCCAAUCAAUGUGGCCGGAGCACUGCACACCCACAAGCCCCUCCUCGUCUCCCUCGUCAACGCGCAUGACAGACACAGGGUCGUUCCCGCCGUGUGACUCUUCGCUUAGGGCCACCCCGCCCCUCUCGCAGCAGCUGGACUCUUUCAGGACCCUCCCUCUGGAUCCAUCAUCCAACAGCGCCACCACAGCCACAAACGCCAGCAGCAUACCCGUCUACUGCCAGCCACUGCUCCCGUCGAGGGAGCAACAAAAGGACGACGGGCCAUCGGAGGCCGCUGGCAGUGGGCCAAGGAAACGGGGCAGGGAUGGCGGCUGGCAGGAGGGAAGAGAAGAGGGGGAGGGCAGCCCCUCGCGUCAGUCAUCAGAUGCGCCGGACGAGCAGCUCGCGAGCCACCAGGAGCAGCAGGGCAAGUCCUCGUCGGUCGGUCUCGACUUCCUCUUCGCCGGCAAGAGGAGCGAGGGCGACAGCGAGGACCCAUCGCCGUCCAGCCCUGCAGGGCUGUCCGCCGCUGCCCAGACUGCUCAGACUGUCGACGGCAGAGAAGAUCCCGCCAACGCUAGACAGCCGCCGGAGCAAGAAGCCGACACUACCAACAACGACCAAGGAGACAAGAGCAAGGAUGCAGACGAGGAGCCAUCACAGCCGUGCCAGGUGCCGCCAGCUCGCCAGCCCCAGGAGGGCGUCAGCUCCCCGGCCAACGACCCCAGCAACUCGUCAUGGUCGUCGUCGAGCUCCUUUUCGCUCUCGUCGCCCUCGGCGUCACCCACUGGCGGCGGCCUGUCCAAGCGCAUGUCGCGGACAGUCAAGCUGCACAACCUCGACAAGGCCACUGGGGAUCGUCAGGGCGCGGCAGCGGACAAGGCAGCGGCCAAGGCAGACUCAUCCAGCAGCAGCAACAAAAGCAGCAGCAGUGAAGGCGGCGACAAGUCUGCCGUGGACAAGGGAGAGUCCCCCAGCCUUCAGCCGUCGUCCUCCAGGCUGCGUCGUCUGCCACCCCCCGUCAGCUCCAAACCCGCCGAGCAGCAUGACGAGGAGCCCCGAGCAGCGGGGGGUUCAGUGAGCGACAAGGCGCACCAUCACGGUGGCUGGGAGGAGAUCGUGCAGACACUUCAGGCACAGCUAGUCAGCUUUGCGGCAGGCAGGGGCGGGGAUGAGUCCGUCACUGUGCCGCAGUCAGUGCCGCAGCAGCAGCAGCAGCCACCUGGUGGUCCGUCGGGUGGCGGAGGUGGUGGUGUGUCUCCGUUGCCAUUGGUAGAGCUGCAUCGUCUGGCGUCAGUGCUGAGUGGGAUGAGCCUGGAGAGCGACGACAAGAGCAAGAAGGACGACAGGAUGGAAAUACUCCAGCAUUCACUCAGAGAGGUGGGCGGGCCGGGCAUGCAGAUGAGCCGAGCCAGCUAUGGCCGCAUUCAUUAACGCGUGUAUGCUCGUAUUGAUUGAUUGAUUGCAGAUAGUGAGUGCCUGCAUUGGCCCCAAGGCGGCGACGCUGCAGGCCACAAGCCCCUCCCCCUCACCCCCUGCAUCACCCAUUCCUCACCCCCCAGCUGUUGCGGCGGCUGCUGCUAGUGGUGCUUCUCUGAUGGCCGCGUCGGGUGCGAGCAGCCCCGACUCGGCCCCAGCGACUCUACUAAGCGGUGACCAUCCCCCGUCGCCCCCCUUCAUGGGCGUCAAUCGCUCUGCCAGUCUGGACGCGAUCGUCACGGCGGGGCCAGAAGAGCAACAAGACACACACAUGAGCCACGACAGGUAGGCAACAGCCAGCAAGCCACACGCAAACAUGCCAUAGAAACGUGUCAGUUUGCUCGUUCAGGCCAUCGCCGCCAGAGCCGGCAAACGAGGAUGAGUUGUUGACCGAACAGGGCCAUCCUCACCUCCCACCCCAGCCGCCAUCCGCCUCGUGGGCACCCCUUCCCCCCAAUGUCACCGAGGCAUCCCCCUCGUCGCCAUGCGACGGCUGGACGGUCUCACUCAGCAGUGCGUCGGCACACCCGCACCCACAAUCUGACGAGGGUGAGGAGGGUCAAGGCCACGGCGGGCAGGCGGCGGAUGACAGCGGCGACGGCGGGGGGGAUGGCGAUGGCGACCAUGGUGAUGCUGUGCGCGUGGGUGAGGAUAUAGCCUCCGCCGUAGCCAAUGCCGUCUUCUCGUAGGGGAGGGAGAUCAUAAAGCGGCUGGCCGGCUGGCUGGCUGGCUGGCUGCUUAGGUAGGUAGUGUCAUCAGACUAUUCACUGGUGGAAUGGAAUGAUGCCCCCAUAUCCCAGGGUUCGUCUGUUCGCCGAUCAGAUGAGCAGAUGGGAUGGGCAUGGGUUUUGGCUUCUCAUUCGUUCAUUCUUUCAUGUUGCGUAAUUUCCGCGUAGCUGAAUGCGGACAGUGGAGAGGGAGAGAGAGAGCGAGAGAGAGAGAGAGAGAUGGGUCGCCGGGGGGAUGAGUAAGUAUGUAUAGGCACAUCGCUACACACCGAUGACCAGUUAUCCAUCGACAGACAGACAGACAGACAGAGACGUCACGAACAUGUCAUGUCAUUCCUUCGGUCGGUCUCUUUUUCAGCACCAAGGUAUGGUAUGUAUGUAUGGAUGUCUGUAUGUCCGUGUGCUGUGCAUGUGUGUGCGUGUACAUACAAACGAACGAACCUUCUUCCUUGGUUAAUUCCUUCCUUCCUUGUCUGCCUGCCUGCCUGCCUGCCUGCUUCCUUAAUUGCUGGCUGUCUGUCUGUCUGUCUGUCUGUCUGAUGUCAUCGUUGCCUUGCCGGGGCGCCGCUGUGUUGUCCUUUUAUGUAGCUUGCUUAAGAGAUAUCUCUGUCUGUCUGCGGUGAGUGGCUGACUGAUUGCAUCGAUUGAUCGAUCCAUUUUUGCAUCUCUAUGCAUACCUACCUACCUACCUACCUGAGUGAGUGAGUAAUCAAUCGCCCCAUCGCUGGCUGGCUGGCUGGCUCGGUGCUUAAUCUCUUAUCAUGUUGACUGACUGCCACGACUGACUGACACAUGUAUGCAAUGCAAUGCAUGCUAUGCUGACGAGUGAACGAAUGGACGAGCGAGUAGAUCCGUCCGUCCGUCCGUCCAUCCAUCCGUUGUAGGGAUGCGUACGUACCGUACCCUUUGUAGCGAUCGAUCUUUCGAUGUGAGCAGCAGUUUGUUGGUUGCGUGUGCGUGUGUGUGUUGGCGGAGCGGAGCGGAGCGGAGCGGGGUGGGCGUGGGAGGGGGUGGGAUGGGCGGCGGGAGGUUUUCAAGCAUCACUCAUUCAUGUCAUGUGUGCGUGUGUGUGCGUGCAUGUGUACACUUUCGUGUUUGUAUUUUCGUUGUCGCCCUCGUCCAUUUGAUGCGUUUGUUCCGUUUGAUCUGAUCCCUUUGUGAGGAAGGAAGGUUCUCGUGUUGUGGUGGAGUGGACGGAUGUGGGAAGAAGGGGGUCACUCACAGGUUGGGGGCGCGUGAAGGAAGACUUUGCGUAGACACACAGGUGGAGUUUGCUGCAUGGCUUCCGUUGCUCGGUUCGUUCGUUGGGUUUAAUGCGGGUGGUGUACACGUACGUACGUACCUUUUGUGUGUUGUGUGUGUCUGUGUGAGUUGCGUGCAUAUUAUGGUUUGUAAGGGCCGCUCACCUCACUCACACCAUUCAUUCCGCUUGCCCCUCCUGCCUCCCUCCCUCCUGUCGGUGUUUUGUUAUGUUAACCCGCCUGCCAUCUUUCUUCGAUCUGGUUUGUUAGGCAACCGACUCCAUCUACACACAUUCGCACCUUUGCUGUGUCCGUCUGUCUGUCUGUCUGUCUGAGGAUUUUCGUGCUGGUUGAUCGCGGGCGGACCGGACCGGGCGGCUGUCUUGUCUGCGCCGCCCCCUCCAUCCCUCCCUCCCUGUCUGUCUGUCUGUCUGUGUGCCUGUGCAUUGUGGCCUGCCUUUCAAGCUAUUCAUUACAUCUAAGACGUAGGAUCUAUAGUAAGUAGGUGAACAACUGUUUGAUGAGAUUCGUUCCUUCUGCUGACUGAGAGAGAGGCAACGUACCGUCCACACACCGAACUGGCACACUGUCUGCCUGACCCGACCACCGUGCGUACAGGACACGCUUAUACAUAUGUAUGUAUGCUGGCUGGCCGGCUGCUCACUCACCCACUCCCACCUUGCUGGUUCUCGCCCCCUCUCCCUCUCUCCCUCUCCCUUAUCAGCAGCUGUCUGUCCUGGCCUGCAUGUGCCCUUCCUUGCUUCGCUAGCUCAUCUCCGACAUAUACCUCUAAGCCCUUUCUUGCUUGAUUCACUUCGCACUUAGCCGACCGAGGGACGCUGCAUUCACACACUCCCCUUCCCCAUCCCCCCUCCCCUUCCCCCCCUACCCGUCCGUCAUGCAUGACUACCUGCCUGCCUGCCUGUGUUGGGGGGGCUGGCUGCAUUCCAGUACCUGUGUAUGUCAUGAUACGAUACGUGUCGGUCCGUCGGUCCCAUUUGCUGCGUGGAUUGGAUGGAUGUUUGAUGGGUGAAUGGACGGACGGACGGAUGCGUCCGUCCGUCUGCCCGCCCGCUCCACCCCGCCCGUCCCUUUGCCCCUCGAUCGAUAAUACAUACAUACAUGUGCGUGUGCAUUGAUGGCAUGUGUACGUGUACGUGUACGUGUACGUGUACGCGUGUACGUGUACGUGUACGUGUCUGCCUGCCUGCCUGCAUUGCAUCAAGUACAUGGCCAUCAUGCCUUUACAUACAGACAUACAUACGCAUCAAUCGUCCUUAGACUUUAUACUUUCAGUGCACUGCCGGUGUCUGAAAGGCCCCCUUUACAUACUCCUCGCUUAUAUAAUAUCCCAGCCUCUGGGUUCUGUCUGUCUCUAUGCUGCAUUGCAUUGCAUUGCAUGCUGACAGACAUCAUGUGCAGUGCAGUGCACCCAACACCUGCCUGCCUGCCUGCGUACGUACGUACUUGCGGGACCCCGAGCAGGGCCUGGCCUGGCCUGGUUCUGGUGCGUGUGGUGCUGCAUACGUGUCAUGCGUGUGUUGCGUGAAUGAGUGUCUCGUAGGGGUUUAUAUCCUUUCUCUAUCUGUUUCCUUCUUUCUUGCAUGGGUACAUGACAUGCUAUGGAUGCCAGUCACAUCACUCUCCUCCCUCCCUCCCUCCCUCCCGCCUUGCGUACCCAUCCUCCCUCCCUCUAAACGGGGCGCCCACCACCGAUUUUGGUACUCACACCCAUUCCAUUCCUCCGGUGCGUGUGUGUGUGCGCAUUAUGGAUGCUGUGUGGGUGCUCUGUCUGGGUGGGGCGGAACGAGCGCAUUGACUGACGGAUUGAUGAAGGGCAAGAAACACACAGAGACUACGCUACGUGAUUGAAGCCGUAUGAGAAUCGGUGGUUAGGUGCUCCGUCGCAUGGACGCUACUUGGUCGCAUCCAUCGCAUGAGUGAGUUGUGUUGUUAUUAAGACGAGACGAGACGUACGGGAGUGCGGCAGGGCGGACGAAAAUCCCACGAUCGAAUCGCAUCGGUGAUGAUGUGAUUCAGAUGUACGGUCGUU
Messenger RNA from Vitrella brassicaformis, 8306 nucleotides. Lineage: Eukaryota; Vitrellaceae. The record is from the annotation of a GenBank genome assembly.